CCGCUCUGCGCGUUUUGCGGGCUUUUCUUCCCCAACCCUCCCUGACGCGGCGUCUGUCCGCCUUUGAUCCCCAUUCGGAGCCUGCGAUUCCGACAAACAUCGGACUAUCGCCACUAUAUUUCUACUCGACCGAUCCAUCCUCCGUCCAGUCGUGCCACCCCAAGAGCGAUGGCUAGAAAGGAUCUCUUCUCUCGCCGGCGCCGGGCCCCCCUCCGGCGGCCGCGCGAUGAGGACCGUCUCAAUGCCCUCUCCGACGACCUGAUUCUCCAGAUCAUGGGCCGUCUCGACACCCGCAGCGCGCUUGGCGCCGCCGCGCUCUGCAGGCGCUGGGCCCACCUCCCUCGCGAGCUCCCCGCCCUGGAUCUCAAGGUCAGCGACGCGCUGCCGCCGCGCUACCGACGGUGCAUCGCCCUCCUCCACGAGGCAGUCAUAUCGGACGCGCUGAGCGGGUGCAGCCGCAGGCUACGUCCCAUCGUCGGACGGUACGAGCGCCGCGCCAUGCGCGCCAUGGUCUGCUCCGUCAGGAGCCUCAGAGCCGGCCGCCACCGGCGUGUGUGCGGCAAGCUGUCGCUCGAGUUCUUCGCCUUCAGCACCUCCGCCACCAUCAACCGCCUGGUCGUGGACGCCGUCGAUUCCUGGGGCGUUGAGGAUCUGGAGGUCGUCGCCAAGUCGACGGAGCCCAUCACACAUCUCCGUCCGGUCUACAAAUUCCCCCGUGGUCGCAUCAGCAGGAAGCCCGGCGAGUCCCGCCUUCGAAGCCUCAAGCUCGUCAAUUGCUUGCCCCCGCCGCUGGAGGGGUUCACCGCGCUCACCACGCUCCUGCUGCGGGACUUGCCCCGCUCCACACCCGCGGCCGUCUACGAGGGCGUGGUCACCGCAUGCCCGCAGCUGCGGGUUCUGCAUCUCGUCUCCUGCUCCUUCGACAGGGAUACAUCCGGUUGGCUGGUGUUCGACGCGCCCAUGUCAGAAAUCAGAGAGCUUGUCGCUGACGGCCCGUUCAUGACCGUCAAGCUCCGCUCUCUGCCCAAGCUCGAGAGCCUCGCUGCCGUGGAUGCCAUGGUUCUGUUGUGCUCGGACGCCAACGUCCCUUGCCUUGCGCAUGUGAGCCUCGUCUUCUCCAUUGGUCCACUGGACAACCACUCUAUUGUGAACCACUUGAUUUGGAUGUUCAUGCUCUCGUUGAAAGACAAGGGCAUCAGCAUGAAGAAUCUCAUUCUGCGGUUUACUGGGCCAGAGAUGUGGAUUGCACCCAACCUGAAGAAUCAGUUUUCUCUGAUGCCCAAUCUGAAGAAGCUGCUUGUUGCCGAUGUGCCAUCCUCCUGGGAUGUAUCAUGGCCGCGCGUCCUCAUCCAGGCAGCACCACUGCUGGAGAGCCUCCAUGUCCAUGUUUCCCAAUCCCAGUGCCAACAUGAUGAGGAGCCAGAUCAUCAGAAUGUCUCCUCCUGCUUGCAGCAGCCAUCAUCUUCUUCUUCUUCUUGGCAGCGCCACCGCCAUUUGAAGGAGCUGGUGGUUGUUGGCUUUCAGAGCAUGAGCAGGAUACAUCAUCAGGUAAUCUACCUCGUGAGGUUCGCGGUGGAUACUUCGACGGCGCUGAGCCAUGUUGCGGUGUUCAAGCAUGGUCAUGUGGAGGACAAGGGGGGACCCUGGGACUGGGAGAUGGUGAGCAAGCAAAGCACCUGGAGCAACGACGAGAAACUUGCCGUCCUGGACUGCUGUGCCACUUCGACACCCCAAAUUGAAGUGCUGCUGGGCUGAGCUAAAUCUCUUCUUAGUUUAGGUUAUGUAUUAUGAUGCGGGAUGAUUCUGGGUGCUCUUUGAGAAACUAGAUUGACCCAUGGAUGUACAUCUCAUUUGAUUUAUAUGCUGCUGUGUAGUUCCGUUAAGUUUGGUUAUUUGGGGCUCCCUGCUUAAUUUCUGUCUGUAUUUGCUGAGUAAUGAAAGAGUCACUACUUAUGCUGACUGGAGUAUCCCUCGCUACUCGUGCUUAUUUUUCAAGUUAGUACUACACUUGAAGGACCUCAAGGCGAUACUGUGAGAUGGGAAUGGAAUGAAAUUUCAUCAUAACUGGAUUA
Hordeum vulgare subsp. vulgare (domesticated barley) is the source of this 2072-nucleotide messenger RNA. RefSeq lists its product as uncharacterized. Gene Ontology annotation, molecular function: protein binding. The transcript has a single exon. Bases 169 to 1755 code for a protein of 528 amino acids. NCBI's taxonomy places the organism in Eukaryota, Viridiplantae, Streptophyta, Magnoliopsida, Poales, Poaceae. The record is from RefSeq and is a predicted model, not a curated record.